Messenger RNA from Adineta steineri, 1560 nucleotides. Lineage: Eukaryota; Metazoa; Rotifera; Eurotatoria; Adinetida; Adinetidae. The record is from the annotation of a GenBank genome assembly.
AUGGUGACCUUUGCUACACAUAAUAGAUCUUCACCAUCAAUUUUUCCUAGUGAAUUACUCAACAGUCGGUUUUAUAGUAAAGAUCUUGCUCCAACACCAUUAUCAAAACGAACAUGGACAACAUGGAAUUAUGCUGCAUUAUGGAUAUCAAUGUGUCAUUGUCUACCAACUUAUGCUUUAUGUGGUAGUUUAAUAACAAAUGGUAUGAAUUGGUUUCAAGCAUUGCUUACAAUUGGUAUUGGAAAUUUAAUUAUACUUAUACCUAUUUUACUUAUUGCUCAACCAGGAACAAAAUAUGGUAUUCCAUUUCCUGUUCUUGCUCGAUCUGCAUUUGGAACAUGGGGUGCGAAUAUACCAGCUAUGUUACGAGCACUUGUUGGUUGUGGUUGGCUUGGUAUUAAUGUAUUUUUAGGUGGUGAAGCACUUAAAACAUUUGUUGUAGCUGUUUGGCCUAAUUAUGCACAUCUUGGAAAUGGAUGGACAUUCCUUAGUUUAUCAAUUCCAAGUUGGAUAACAUUUUUAUUAUGUUUAUCAAUACAUGUUAUAAUUAUUUGUUAUGGAAUGGAAGCUGUAAAAAAAUUUGAAAAUUGGGCAGCACCAAUUGUACUUAUUAUGGCUGCGAUUCUUCUUGUCUGGUUAGUUGUAAAAGCGAAAGGUUUAGGUUCUAUGUUACAUAGACCAUCAAAAUUUCAAACAUUUCAUGAAUUUUGGAUUGUAUUUAUACCUUCGUUAACAAGUACGGUUGGUUUUUGGUCAACUCUUGCAUUAAAUAUUCCUGAUUUUACACGAUUUGGUCGAAGUCAACGUGAUCAAAUUAUUGGACAAUCACUUGGAUUACCAUUAACUAUGCUUGUAUUUAGUGCUAUGGCAGUUAUUAUAACAAGUUCAGCACAAGAAGUAUUUCGUAAUGUUUCAGGAAAUUUAUGGGAUCCUGUUUAUUUACUUUCAAUUAUAACUUCUCCUUCUCAAGCAUUUUUUUCAACACCAGUGCGUAUUAUUAUAGCUAUUGUAUCAUUAAUAGGUAUAUUAAUAGCAACUGUGUCAGUUAAUAUAGCAGCAAAUGUUGUAUCACCAGCUAAUGAUUUUGCUAAUUUAUGUCCACGAUUUAUUACAUUUAAAAUUGGUGGUUUAAUAACGUGUGUAAUAGCCAUUAUUAUUAUGCCAUGGAAAUUAUUAGCAAGUUCCGAAGAAUAUGUAUUUACAUGGUUAAUUGGUUAUUCGGCAUUAUUAGGACCAAUUGCUGGAAUACUUAUUGGAGAUUAUUAUUUAAUACGAAAAAGAAACUUAGAUAUUGUAGAUUUAUAUUGUGAUACUUAUCCAUUAUGUACUGGUCGAGCUAUAAAUUGGAUUGCUAUUUUAGCUCUUAUAAUUGGUAUUAUACCAAAUAUGCCAGGAUUUAUAAGAAGUUUAGAUCUUCAUAAAACUCGUGAACAUAAUUUUUUCGAUGAUAUUUAUGUGUAUGCAUGGUUUAUUGGAUUAUUUCUAGCUGGUUUCGUAUAUGUCAUAGCUAUGUUAAUAUAUAGACGAUUUAAUUUUGUUACAGUUCGAUAUCGAUUCUGA